AUGGUCAAACUGGAGGAACUGAAGCGCAGUCCAUAUUUUGGAAUGGGCAGAGUUUGCUUCACAGAUUAUGUUGCCAAGCAGCCACCAGCCUGGAAGGAUGUGAAAAAAUCCACACCUCAAAAAUCUGGGAAGAGGAAGGCUGAGGAAUCACCAGUGCCACUCGGAAAAGGAGAUAAAGCAAAGGUUGUUAUGUUCACUAGAAAGAGAAUAGGACUAGACAGCCUGGACACUCUUACUCUGAAUGGACAAGAAAUUAGCUUAAAAUCAGAAGUAAAAUACUUAGGUAUUAUCUUGGAUAGUAAGCUAAAAUGGAAAUCACAUGUUGAGUCAAGAAUCAAAAAAGCAAUGACCCCAUUGUGGACUUGCAGCAGAGCCUUGGGAAAGACAUGGGGUCUUAAACCAAGAGUUAUGUAUUGGUUGUACACGUCAGUGAUUAAACCUAUGAUAUUGUACGGUGCCCUGGUCUGGUGGACCAGAACAGCACUCAUUACAGCUAGGAAAGAACUUAGUCGCAUACAGAGAAUGGCUGCUAUUGCCAUCACUGGAGCAUUAAGAACUACACCAACGGUCGCAUUAGAGGCACUAAUUGGAUUGCCUCCUCUGCAUCUAGAGGUGAAAGCUCACGCCAAAGCUACAGCACUAAGAUUCCACAACUUAGGUAUGUGGACUUUGGAGAGUGAUACAACAGAACAUGGUAAAAUACUAAAAGAGAUAGACAAGGGCUUUUUAGAAUACCCCUUGGACUAUAUCAAACCGGUUCUUAAGAAUAACAUUCCCUACAAAGUGGAGAUCACUACACGUAUAGAAUGGAAUAUUAACCACCUGACUGACAAAGGAGGAUUUGUGAUAUAUACAGAUGGAUCCAAAAAAUCAGGAAAGGUAGGUGCUGGAAUUUGGGGCUUAAAGCCACGAAUAAAUGUCAGUAUGUCAUUGGGCACAACACCCUCUGUUUUCCAAGCAGAGGUGAUGGCGAUACUGGUAGAGGCUCAGAACCUGCUGGUACACAAAAAUAGGAAGAUAACUAUCUUAAGUGAUAGUCAAGCGGCUUUGAAGGCACUCUGUAACGAUCAGGUGAAUUCAAAGCUGGUCCUCGAAUGCAGGGAAACUUUAGAAUCACUAUCGCGGUUCACCAAAGUUACACUAGCGUGGGUACCGGGACACAACGGUUUAACUGGAAAUGAGAAUGCUGACUUUCUCUGCUGA
This is a messenger RNA of Daktulosphaira vitifoliae (grape phylloxera), 1203 nucleotides long. RefSeq lists its product as uncharacterized. The record is from RefSeq and is a predicted model, not a curated record. The transcript has 2 exons. NCBI's taxonomy places the organism in Eukaryota, Metazoa, Arthropoda, Insecta, Hemiptera, Phylloxeridae. The coding region runs from base 1 to 1203 and encodes 400 amino acids. Gene Ontology annotation, molecular function: nucleic acid binding; RNA-DNA hybrid ribonuclease activity.